Messenger RNA from Rotaria sp. Silwood2, 780 nucleotides. The record is from the annotation of a GenBank genome assembly. NCBI's taxonomy places the organism in Eukaryota, Metazoa, Rotifera, Eurotatoria, Philodinida, Philodinidae.
AUGGUUUUUUACAUACCACAUCAUCUUAGCGUUCCAUUGACAACCUUUGAGGAUGGUCUUAUUCUAUUCUUACAUGACAAUAAUGAACUUCCAUUCAAGGCUAAAAACAGCAUACGAUUACGACCUGCUCUCGCUCAUGCAAUAACAUAUCGAAAAAGUCAAACAAUAUUCCUUCCUAAACCUUAUACAAAUUGUACAUCGGUAGUUGGAUAUAAUUUGCGUCAUAUCUACGAAGUUAUCUUCGAUCCGAAUUCGGCUCGUCAGGUCGCCUACUCCGAAGCUUUAUGGUACGAAUUGUGUGAACAAGCUUAUAUUUUCUCACAAUGUUCUUGCAUUUUGCCUGUUCCAUUUCUCAUGCGAUAUGUCUUCUCACUGGACCAUGAUCGACUUCUGAUCACCAAUACUUGUCUUCCAGGCACGUUGAACGAAAACUGUGCAUUAAAUGCACGGCAACAGUUCGCCGUAAAUGUGGCUCUCAUGGCUGUUUGGUGUUCCCGAUGCGCUCCACAAUGUAUACACACACAGUUUUCGACUGAUAUUAGUGCAUUACCAGCGCCGACUGCGCAACAAAAGACAUCAUGGGAAAAGAUCUUGCUAGAAAACAAUUCCACUGUGUCCUUACCGGAUGGUUUUGCUGAAAAAUAUAAUGCCUACAUGGACGCUAAUUAUUUACGAGUGACUGUAAUGUGUGCUAGUCCAUAUGUAACAAUACAUAAACAACAGGCUAAGUUAACUCUCACUGAUACAUUUUCGGCUAUUGGAGGCCAAACUGGAUUGUAA